GUUGCGGAGGCGUCGAGCCAGUCCGAGACCGGCGCCCCGCGCGCUCCCGCGUCCUCUUGCCGCACGAUAUAGGCGCUAUUAAGUACAAUCUUAAACUAUACACUUUUAUUAUCAAACAAGAAAAAAUCGCCUACAAGUGUUAUUAUUGUCCAGACCAAUAAACUUUAAAUGGAAGAAAAAGUGCAAGAAGUGUAUUUAGUGUCUCUAUAUAACAUAAAAAAACACGAGAUAGUUUAAUAGCGCGAAUGCCACGGUCCACAACCUACGCAGCCGGCGGCGUCCCCCUCUUUCGUUCAUUCAAGGACCAAUAGUCGACCGCAUGCUGUUUGGGCUUUCUCAAGAGCUCUAUAUCCCAAUUUGGUGCCAAUUUGAACACAAUCGUCAGAGAAGCAUAGGAACAAUGAAUUGAGUAAUGAGGUGAUAGCAAAUCUGUUUCAAUAACAAUGUCAAUCAAUCCGAACAUAGGCCAGUUUAGUAAACAGAAGCAACAACUAGGUAAACAAGGUUCAGAACUGGUUAACUUUCCACCACGAUAUCAUCCGCCUCCGCCAGCGGCAAGUGUUCCCAAUAUAGCCACUGUUGACUCGACCACUAAAGAGUUUAAACCUCCAUACGGUAAACCCAUCGAUCCGAGCAAAUUACAUUAUCCGCUAGGAGCGCACGGUGGAAUACCGGGUGCAUAUCCUAGCGGAUCGAUCCCGUUUGGAGCAUAUCCACAAGGCUACCCCGCAGGAUAUCCUUUACCGCCAGGUGCACUUCGUGUAUUGCGCCCUUCAGCUGAAGUAAUAACAAAGGCUAUUGUACACGAACCUGUGGAGCCUACAACUCGAGCAAGAAGUGCCGACGAUACUCAACGAACCCAAAGGAAUAUAGAAGAGGAGCAGAUACAUAGAAGAUCCGCCGACAUGCUCAAAUUUACAAAACGAGUUGAAAGUGAUGGCCCGCGAGCAUCGACAGAUCAAAGGCGUCAAAUUCAAACGCUCUUAGACGAAAUAAAGGCACUGAAAGAAGCUAAUCGACGUCUGAGCGAGGACAAUCGAGAACUUCGUGAUUUGUGUUGUUUUUUAGAUGAUGACCGACAGAAGGGACGUAAAUUAGCUCGAGAGUGGCAACGAUUUGGCAGGUAUACAGCAUCUGUAAUGCGUCAAGAAGUGUCAGCAUACCAGAAUAAAUUAAAAGAAUUGGACGAAAAGCAACAGGAAUUAAUUCGUGAUAAUUUACAGAUGAAAAAUUUAUUUUUAUUGUUGGAUGAAGAGCAUGAGAGAAGCACCUGUAUGAAUUGUGGCAGGGCAGCUGGAAGGGAGAGGGACGACGGUGACGGCAGUAGCAGUAGUACAAAUGCCGAGGAAGUUUCGCGAGCCCCAACGUCUGUUCCUAUUACUCAUCCUCAACUUGCAGAACGCACUGUGCAAUAUGUACGAGAUUUGGAGCAAAAAGUACGAAAACUCGAGGCAGAAAAAGGAAUAGGCGGAGGAGUUAGCGAAAGACCUGAGGCUGUAGUUCGUGCAUUACAAGUAUUAGAAGUAAGAGAACGAGUGGAAAGGGAAAGAAGAAGACCAGCGCCAGAUUUAGACACUGGAGAACAGGCAUUAGUGAGGGAAAUGUGUAAUGUGGUGUGGGGUAAGUUAGAAGAGGCGCCACCGCAAGCACCACCGCGUUGAAUUAAUUGGGGUAUUAAAAAUAUAGCUAUUCAUUGGUAACUAUCUAAGGAUAAAGUAAUGAAUGAACAGUGAACACCGUACUACACGUUUAUUUGUUUGGAAUUUGACUUGAUCGAGGUCAUGACAAGUUUCGUGGUCUAAAGAAUCACUUACGUGUUUGACCUUGUUUAUCAAUACUCUAAUAUAACAGAACUUUCGGUACCUAAGUAUAGGGCCCAGAAAGUAGAAGAAAUAUUUAAAGAAUAUCAUUCAACAUGGAAUAUGUGUUUGAUUAUACAUAAAUACCGUACAGUACAAAUGAAAUAAGAAAUUAGUUUGUAGACAUGUAGAUUUUAGUUUUAAUGACUUCACGAAUUUCUAAUUUAGACAUUCAAAAUGCUUAUGGAAUAGUAAAAUAUUUAUUUAUACCAACGGUAACAGAAUUUAUUAAAAAAGAAAUUUAUAUUAUUUCGUUUACAUAAAUUUUAUGAUUGGGUUAUCCAUACAUGAGGCUAUACAAAUUUAUUAAUAAUCGUUAUAAUAACAUCUGUGAUUUUUCGGAUAAACUUUGUAUUAAAUGUAUUAUUAUUAUUUUAGCUAUUUUCAACUAAUUUAAUGUCACAGAAUAUAUAAAUAAUCUGGUAAUGCUGGUAAUGUUUAUGUUUUCUACUGUUUGUGUUAUGUAAUACUUAAAAUACUAUUCCUUUGAUGUGAAUUAUAUUUUAUGUUGUAAUUAAUGAUAGUGCCAAGAAAUGAAUUAAAUUAUUUAAAUUUAUUUACCAGUCGAUCGUUAGAGAUUCUUUUUAUGCAGUAUACUUUUUGAGAUUGUAUAGAAUAAGUAGUAGAAAGUACUAAAUAUUUAAUCUGUGGUUGUAGUAUACUGUUGAAAAAUGACCACUAAUAUC
Messenger RNA from Achroia grisella, 2545 nucleotides. RefSeq names its product coiled-coil domain-containing protein 85C-B (gene Ccdc85). The transcript has a single exon. Lineage: Eukaryota; Metazoa; Arthropoda; Insecta; Lepidoptera; Pyralidae. The coding region runs from base 444 to 1661 and encodes 405 amino acids. The record is from RefSeq and is a predicted model, not a curated record.